Molecule: messenger RNA, 2858 nt
Organism: Nematolebias whitei (Rio pearlfish)
Lineage: Eukaryota; Metazoa; Chordata; Actinopteri; Cyprinodontiformes; Rivulidae
Product: phosphatidylinositol 3-kinase regulatory subunit gamma
Exons: 10
Coding region: 212-1615 (467 amino acids)
Biological process (GO): insulin receptor signaling pathway; phosphatidylinositol phosphate biosynthetic process
Cellular component (GO): phosphatidylinositol 3-kinase complex
Molecular function (GO): 1-phosphatidylinositol-3-kinase regulator activity
Source: RefSeq, a predicted model, not a curated record
AAGAAGCGGAGCUCGAAGGAGAGGAGUCGGUCCACAAUCUGUGAGGUCAAAAGACGAGAAAGACCUCAGCUGGACUCUGGCAUGUCCAAAUUCGGAGAUUUGUUUGUUCUAGUUUUGUCCGAGUGCACGCAGGACUGCAGCGAAGCCUAAAUCAGGUUAAUUUGCUGAAACAGAAGCUCUUAAGACAACCCGGACUACAGCUGUAACAGGAAUGGUUUAUCCUCCUGAAGGGUUAUUCUACAUCGAGAUGGAUCAAGCCCCGCCAGCUCUUCCUCCCAGAUCAACAAAACCAGCCGUGUCCUCCCUGAACAACAACAGCUGCCUUUCUCCACCCGUGUGUUCGCUGAAGGACGCCAAGUGGUACUGGGGGGACAUAACAAGGGACGAGGUGAACGAGAAGCUUCGAGACACACCUGAUGGGUCUUUUCUGGUGCGUGACGCCUCCACAAAGCUGCAGGGGGACUUUACACUGACUUUGAGAAAAGACGGACACAACAAGCUCAUUAAGAUAUACCACCGUGAUGGGAAGUACGGCUUCUCAGACCCCCUCACCUUCACCUCGGUGGUGGAGCUCAUCUGGUACUAUCAGCACCACUCACUGGUGGAGUACAACGCCACAUUGGACCUGAUGCUCACACACCCCGUGUCCUGCUUCCAGCAGGUGAAAGAAAACAGUGUUGACGUUGCUGGAAGGAAGCUCAAGGAGGUCCACACGCAGUACCAAGAGAAAUCAAAGGAGUUUGACUGUCUUUAUGAAACCUUUACGAAGACCUCCCAGGAGAUCCAGAUGAAGCGCACAGCGAUUGAGGCCUUCAACGAGACAAUGCUCAUCUUUGAGGAGCAGUGUCGUGAGCAAGAACGUUACGGAGAAGAGUUCGAGAGAAACGCUCCAUCUGAGGCCGCCAACAAUGACCUGGAGAGCUUCCUGAUACAUUAUGAGAAACUGAAGUGCCGUCUUGGGGAGAUUUACGACAGCAAAGUUCACCUGGAGGAAGACUUGAGAACACAAGUGGAGGACUACAGAGAGACGGACAGGAGGAUCAGCAGCCUGCGGCCAGACCUCAUCCAGCUUCGCAACAUCAGAGACCAGUACCUCAACUGGCUCAAUCACAAGGGUGUUCGGCAGAAACGCAUCAACGACUGGCUCGGGAUACAGAGUGACAGUCUCGACGACACCUACGUGUUGAAGGGGGACGAGAAGAACUUGCCACAUCAGGAUGAGACCAGUUGGUUUGUUGGAGAACUGAGUCGAACGCAGGCUGAGGAAAUGCUCCAGGGCAAAGCUCCCGGAACGUUCCUGAUCCGCGAGAGCAGCAAGCAGGGCUGCUACGCCUGCUCUGUUGUCGUUGACGAGGAGGUGAAGCACUGUAUGAUCUACAGCACGUCUCACGGGUAUGGCUUUGCCGAACCGUACGACGCCCACUGCUCGUUGAAAGACCUCGUCCUGCACUACCGCCUGCACUCCUUAGCGCAACAUAAUGACGCCCUGGACGUCCGGCUGUCACACCCAGUACAUGCCAAAGCUGCAGCCGCUUCUGAGCAAACUGAGGAACACAAACACUCACAGACUCCAAAACACACAACGGGGCUCCCGCCUGCCGCUCCCGAGAUGUGAUCCAGCUGCGAAAGGCAGCUUCCUGUAUCCUGAGAGAAGGACUGCAUUAAUGGUGCAUUGUAUAAAAAGAAGAAAAAAAGAAUUUGCACUACGGUGAUUCCAUCAGUUUUUGUGAAUGGGAUCUCACAAAUUGAAGUGGGAAUGGAACUUGAAUGUCAAGACUGUUUCAAACUUUUUAACUUGGGUUUUUAAUUGCUGUUCAUUUAAAGGACCCUUCCUCUGGUAGGGGAGAUCUGAAAUAUCUUCACUGGCAUCAGGUGCUCCACCUUUGAGCUUAACGUUGCUGGGAGUUCUCCACUUCCCGAAUGAAAAUCGAUUGAACCGAUGUGGGACGCUUCUACAAAGUGCAUUUGUGAGAGAAAUGAAAAUGGUGCUCCACCUCGUGGGCCGAAACAGUUUUGGGUUAAAGCGCCGCAUGUAAUUAUGCUAAAGUUCAUGGUGCAUCUUAACCACUUGCCCCUUUAUACCAGAUGUUCAUAUACAGAGGAUGAUAAUUAUGUAGCAUUAACAUACUGUAGAAAAGCAUAGUAAAGGCAUACUCGAUAUUAUACCCAUUGACCAAAGCGUUUAGUUGUGAGCAAAACUACAUCUCUGUUGAAUGUGAUGUUUGCAUUUUGGCAAGGGUAGAGCAACUUAUGUACACCUGCUGAUGUGCUGAUCAAAACAUAAUCUAAAGUACUGUAUGUUAUAUUCUGUUACUCAAAGAAGUAUAAGCUUUUUGUAUUCUAUAUAUAUUUUUUCUAUAAACAUGCCACAAAAUGAAACCUUGAAAAAAAAAAAAAAGUGCAAUCCAGCAGUAUUCCUAUUGUUGCAAUGAUUGAUGAUGAUGGUGAAGGUGAUGCUGUUAGAGAGGUUGACAUUUGCCACAAAAAUGCACUCUCCCCCUGGUGGUUGUCGGGAUGAUGUGGCCUCCCAUGUUUGUAUGAACUGCCAGAGGUCCGGAAGGAUCCUGCCUCCAUUACUUGAACUGUGGCAUUGCUCUAGCUAUGAAUGUUUUUUUGUUUGUUUGUUUUCAUAACAUGCAGCCUACAUAGCUUAAGAGGAAAGGAAUCCACAUUGAACUUGGCACAUUUUUUCAAGUUAAAGGACAAUAGACAUUUUGUACAGAGAUACCUUGAAAUGUAUUUCUGACGUUGGUGUGUGGAAGGAGGUUGAUGAGACGUCACUCCACUGGAGGAGUGACGGAACUCCUCGAGUGAAGCUGAGCAAUGUGAGAUCCUGACAUUUAUCUUGCUGAAAGACA